Messenger RNA from Hemicordylus capensis (graceful crag lizard), 1670 nucleotides. It is a transcript of the gene KCNK3, whose product is annotated as potassium two pore domain channel subfamily K member 3. Gene Ontology annotation, molecular function: potassium ion leak channel activity; open rectifier potassium channel activity. Gene Ontology annotation, biological process: stabilization of membrane potential; potassium ion transmembrane transport. NCBI's taxonomy places the organism in Eukaryota, Metazoa, Chordata, Lepidosauria, Squamata, Cordylidae. The transcript is spliced from 2 exons. Gene Ontology annotation, cellular component: membrane. Bases 1 to 1191 code for a protein of 396 amino acids. The record is from RefSeq and is a predicted model, not a curated record.
AUGAAGCGGCAGAACGUGCGCACGCUGGCGCUGAUCCUGUGCACCUUCACCUACCUGCUGGUGGGCGCCGCCGUCUUCGAUGCUCUGGAGUCGGAGGCCGAGACGGCCGACUGCGCCCGGCUGGAGAAGAGGCAGCACGAGCUGAUGAGCAAGUACAACCUCUCCGAGGCCAACUACGUGGAGCUGGAGGGGGUGGUGCUCAAGCUCAAGCCCCACAAGGCCGGCGUCCAGUGGCGCUUCGCCGGCUCCUUCUACUUCGCCAUCACCGUCAUCACCACCAUCGGGUACGGCCAUGCAGCCCCUAGCACCGAUGGCGGGAAAGUCUUCUGUAUGUUCUAUGCCCUGCUGGGGAUACCCCUCACCCUGGUCAUGUUCCAGAGCCUGGGCGAGAGGAUCAACACUUUUGUGAGGUACCUCCUCCACCGCAUCAAGAAGUGCCUUGGCAUGAGACGGCCAGAAGUCUCCAUGGCCAACAUGGUCACCAUUGGGUUCUUCUCUUGCAUCAGCACCCUUUGCAUCGGGGCCGCAGCAUUCUCCUACUACGAGAACUGGACCUUCUUCCAGGCCUACUACUACUGCUUUAUCACCCUCACCACCAUCGGCUUUGGGGACUACGUGGCCCUUCAGAAGGAGCAGGCCCUCCAGAACAAGCCCCAGUAUGUGGCCUUCAGUUUCAUCUACAUCUUAACCGGGCUGACCGUCAUCGGGGCCUUCCUCAACCUGGUGGUGCUGCGGUUCAUGACCAUGAAUGCUGAGGACGAGAAGCGGGAUGCUGAGCACCGGGCCCUGCUGACCCGCAACGGGCAGGCCAGCAGCGUGCACACCACCGACACCACCACUUCCUCAACGGCGGCUGCGCUGGGGGGUGUGGUGGGCGGGGGGAGCGGCACUGGCAGGGGGGGGCUCCGGAACGUCUACGCCGAGGUCCUGCACUUCCAGUCCAUGUGCUCCUGCCUCUGGUACAAGAGCCGGGAGAAGCUACAGUACUCUAUCCCUAUGAUCAUCCCCAGAGACCUUUCCACCUCGGACACGUGCAUGGAGCAGAGCCAUUCCUCGCCUGGCCACUACCCCGAGACUCCGUCCAACAGAUGCUUCUGCAAUGCCCAACGUUCGGCCAUCAGCUCUGUCUCCACAGGACUCCACAGCCUCUCGGCCUUCCAAGGACUCAUGAAACGCCGGAGCUCUGUGUGAACUCCAGGAGCCCUUCUGGAAACAAUCCUUGGCUUCAGAGCCAGGGAGGGAACUAAGGGAGACAGGCACAGAAACCCAGCAGGGGGAGAAACAGGACAGCAACCACACCUAGGGUUUAUACAGAGCAUAUCUAUAGAUGCACGAGAGGAAGAGCACUGGGUGUCUUGGGCAUGUGCAAUGAGAGCAAAGCCCAUCGACAGAUGGAUCCAGGGCUGGGCUGGCUGUCUCGGCCAAUGUCCUGGGGAACGGAACCCCCCGAUUCCGUACAGGUGGAGCAAGGAAUAGCUUUGGCCAGGCUCCCCUGUAAGUCAGGGAGGGAGGGAAAUAGAGGUCACUCCUCCAGUGGGGCACACAUUGUGCAGCCUGUUCUCCCUAGGAAAGGAGUCUCAGAUGAUGCUCCUUUGGUUGGUGAAGGGUUUAAAUGUUCAUUUUGCAGCAACUCCACAAAAUGUGAAACUUGAAAAUAACUUUCUACACCC